AAGAAUCUGCCAUCUGUGUUUUGGUCUUCAUUUGUGUUUUUGUAGAUAGAAGCCAUGGAUAGGCUUCUAUCACCGUCUCCACCCCAUUCUUUGAAAAGUUUCAACAAGUCUUUCACAUUUCUCACUCGAUUUGAGUCUGCAACUGCAAGAUUCAAAUUUUCUCCAUCAACACGUUCUGACUUGAAGAGGGUCACCUCAAUUUGUUGCAAGCAUGAAAACCCAUCUCCUUUUUCGUCUUCCAUUCCCUUUCUCGCUUCUUCCAAGCACCCCAAUCAUUUUCCAUCCGUUUCCACACACAAAUCCCAAUCUCUCAAUCAAUUCAAAACCGGCGCUUCUCAAAAGCCGAAGGCAAUAACAGUUCGGACUCUUGUGAUACUUUCUGCUCUUGUUAUGAUCUUAGUCCAACCAGCCAUUGCACCAGCAGCUUUUGCAACCUUUCAAACUGCUGCCAAGACCGGUGGUCCUGCUGCUGCAGUUGGUAGAAAGCUAAUCCACACUGAGCUCCUAAGUAGUGCUUGGACUGGUUUCUUUGCUGGGUGCUUGCACACCUUAUCAGGGCCUGACCACCUAGCUGCUCUGGCUCCAUUGUCAAUUGGUCGCACCCGAAUGGAGAGUGCUGCCGUGGGAGCCCUUUGGGGCUGUGGCCAUGAUGCUGGUCAGGUUAUCUUUGGCUUAAUAUUUUUAGUCCUGAAGGAUCAACUCCAUAUUGAAAUUUUGCGCACUUGGGGCACCAUAGUGGUGGGUCUUACACUGCUAAUAAUUGGUGCUAUGGGAAUUAGAGAAGCUUCAGAAGUACAUGCUCCAUGUGUUGCUUUAGAAAGUGGUGAAUGCGAUGUCAGCGUGUAUGAAUCACUUGAUAAUCCAGCAGUAGGAAAAAAGAAGAUUGGUUUUGCGACUUUCGCCACAGGGAUUGUUCAUGGACUGCAACCAGAUGCAUUGAUGAUGGUGUUGCCUGCCCUUGCUUUGCCUUCUCGCUUGGCUGGUGCUGCAUUCCUCAUCAUGUUCUUAAUUGGAACCGUGUUUUCGAUGGGAAGCUAUACUGUAUUUAUAGGUUCAUGUAGCCAGGCACUGAAGAAUAGAAUACCUAGGAUAACUGAGAAGCUCACUUGGGCUUCUUCCCUUAUUGCAAUAGCCCUUGGAUUUGCUAUCAUUAUUAGCCAGUAUUUUGGGUUUAGUCUGUAUUAAAACAUCUUUAAUCAUCAGGGUACUCUUGUUUCCUACGAACACAUUGUUUUGGUGUUUAGAAAGAAGUAAGAUACAGAGAAAUUUGGUUGUUUAGAGGAAUUACAUCAUCUAGGCAAGAUGUGAAAUUGAUUGUCAAUUACUUGACUUUGCAUUUGAAAGUGUAUAAACAAUGUGCAAAUUCUAUGAUUC
This is a messenger RNA of Cajanus cajan (pigeon pea), 1374 nucleotides long. Its product is annotated as chloroplast protein FOR GROWTH AND FERTILITY 2. The record is from RefSeq and is a predicted model, not a curated record. Lineage: Eukaryota; Viridiplantae; Streptophyta; Magnoliopsida; Fabales; Fabaceae.